AUAUUUUCAAUUCCGCGUCUUUCUCUGUAGAAAUCGAAAAGAUCUUGGGAACGAAAUCUCACAAAAAAAUAAAAAAUAAAGAGGAAACAAAAUCUCAUUUAAAGUUUUGAAAAUUCAAAAGAAACAAAAAAAGCGCUUAAGCAUUUUUUGCAUUUCUCUAAUUUGCUUUCUCGAAUCACAAAGCAAUCAAUGGCGGGUUAUAGAGCAGAUGAUGAAUACGAUUACCUUUUCAAGGUUGUUUUGAUCGGUGAUUCGGGUGUGGGAAAGUCCAAUUUGCUCUCACGAUUCACCAAAAACGAGUUUAGCCUCGAGUCUAAAUCCACAAUCGGCGUCGAGUUCGCGACUCGGAGUUUGAAUGUUGAUGAUAAAGUCAUCAAAGCCCAGAUUUGGGAUACUGCUGGUCAAGAAAGGUACCGAGCCAUCACUAGCGCGUAUUACAGAGGAGCUGUUGGAGCUCUUCUCGUCUACGACGUAACUCGACACUCAACGUUUGAAAACGUAGAGACGUGGCUCAAAGAACUCAGAAACCACACCGAUCCAAACAUCGUAGUCAUGCUCGUGGGCAACAAAUCUGAUCUCCGCCAUCUUAUUGCUGUUCAGACCGAAGAAGCCAAAACUUUCGCUGAGAAAGAAUCUCUCUACUUCAUGGAAACCUCAGCUCUCGAAUCCACAAACGUCGAGAACGCUUUCGCUGAAGUCCUCACUCAGAUUCACCACAUUGUGAGCAAGAAGGCCAUGGAAGCAGCUAGUGAAGCAGCUAAUGUUCCGUCUAAAGGAGACAAGAUCGAUAUCGGUAAAGAUGUUUCCGCUGUGAAGAAAUCCGGAUGCUGCUCAAACUAAUAAGAAGAGUAGUAGAUAUCUUUUGCAAUGUUUAACGACCUUGAGGAUCGGUUUAUCUUUAUAUUAAAAAAAACGAUUUA
Molecule: messenger RNA, 920 nt
Organism: Eutrema salsugineum
Lineage: Eukaryota; Viridiplantae; Streptophyta; Magnoliopsida; Brassicales; Brassicaceae
Product: ras-related protein RABA1c
Exons: 2
Coding region: 190-840 (216 amino acids)
Cellular component (GO): endosome
Molecular function (GO): GTPase activity; GTP binding
Source: RefSeq, a predicted model, not a curated record